Molecule: messenger RNA, 1556 nt
Organism: Amaranthus tricolor (Joseph's coat)
Lineage: Eukaryota; Viridiplantae; Streptophyta; Magnoliopsida; Caryophyllales; Amaranthaceae
Product: ethylene-responsive transcription factor 5-like
Exons: 1
Coding region: 90-1274 (394 amino acids)
Biological process (GO): regulation of DNA-templated transcription; ethylene-activated signaling pathway
Molecular function (GO): DNA-binding transcription factor activity; DNA binding
Source: RefSeq, a predicted model, not a curated record
UACUUGCCGCAAUGUGAGAAUUUUCAAAAUGAAUAUCAAGGGCUUUGAAUUUAUCAAGAAUCUUAUCUUAAUAUUAUAAAAUUUCAAAAAUGCUGCUUCCUUGUUGUUACUCUUUGCUACGACCUCUCUUGGAAACUCACUGUUUUCUCCAUCUAUAUAUACCGAAUUUUUCCACACUUCUUUUCCACUCAAACCCAACGACCAUUUUCUUCAAUAAAAAGUCUUGCUUACCAGUUACCACUUUUGAAGCUGAAUCAAAGCUCAAAUUAUCUAAAAUGGCCUCAUCAAAUGACUCAUCAGCUUUAGAGUUCAUAGAAAAUCAUUUGUUUCGUGAACUUUCUCCAAUUGGUACAAACUUCAGCUUUAAUUUCAGUUUUAAUAAUAAUUUUGAUGCGUUUAAACAAGAAUCGAUGACUAUUACGAAAUCCAAUUCGCUUUCUUUUCAAUCUUCUACUUGUAGCUCUUCGAACUCUUACUUUUUUGGUGGAGAACAACAGCAACAGCACAGAGCGAGCUCCUGUUUGAUUAAGGAAGAACAGGAUUUGGAUUUUGAUUUCGAUUUUGGUGUCGAUAUAUGUAAUUUCGAGCCAAAUCAGCAAAUAAAGAAAGACGAGCAUCAGAUUACGUCAUCGCGUGGAUCAAAGUCAAAAUUCGGCGAGAGGAAGCCGUCGAUGAAGAUUUCAGUUCCGGCUCAGACAAAGAAGUUUGAGGUAGUCAAGUUCGUGACUGAGUCUAUACAGAAAAAGAGUACUGAGUCAACACACCGAGUCGAAGAGGAGGAGACUCGGAAGCAUUACCGAGGAGUGAGGAGAAGACCAUGGGGAAAGUACGCAGCUGAAAUUAGGGAUCCGAACAAGCGCGGGUCCCGAGUUUGGCUUGGAACUUACGAAACUGCUAUUGAAGCGGCUAGAGCAUAUGAUCGAGCUGCUUUCAAGCUCCGUGGAGCAAAGGCUAUACUUAACUUCCCACUUGAAGUCGGGAAGCUUGUGGAAGAAACCGCCUCAAGCGGCAGUGUUGAUGGCGGCAAGAAGAGAAAGAUGGUGGUGGAAAAGGAAGAUAAAAGUGAAGUGGUAGAAAACAAAAAAGUAAAAGCUAAGGAAAAAACAAAUAAGACGUCAUCUAGCUUUGAAGAAUUAGGACCAUUAACGCCGUCAAAUUGGACGCCGUUUUGGGAUUUGGAUAUGAAAUCUGGAAACGGAAUAUUCACCAUUCCUCCUUUGUCGCCGUUAUCUCCACUUCCAUCAUUAGGGUACUCUCAGCUGGCGGUUAACUAACUUUUUGAAUAAUUGUAUCGAUAAGGCGAUAAUACUCUUAAUAUUUUUGAUCCAAGGUACUUAACAUUUUGAAAAAAUAAAGAUAAAAAGGAAAAGUGGCUAGUGAGUAAUGCAAUUUUUAAAUAUCUUAGACUUAUAAACACUUGAUAGGAUAAGAGUGUAGAAGACUGUCCAAGGAAGUACUGUAUGUAAAUAGCAAUCCAGCGGCCUCGUGGUUUUAGAUUGUCAUAUUCAUAUUUGAUUUUAUUGGUUUAUUUAUUUAAUUAAACGCUUGUUUACGCU